AUGAUUUGCAUUGAUGUUAUACUGCAGUCGAGUUUGUACAGAGGUGUUUCGAGAAAAGAGAAACCAAGACGUCAUCAUGGGUUAAAUCAGCAGAAGAGGCAAGAGAUCAAGGAAGCUUUUGAGCUAUUCGACACUGAUGGAUCUGGUACCAUUGAUGCGAAAGAGCUUAAUGUUGCUAUGAGGGCUCUCGGUUUCGAAAUGACAGAAGAGCAAAUCAACAAAAUGAUAGCUGAUGUGGAUAAAGAUGGAAGUGGAGCCAUAGAUUACGAUGAGUUUUACUAUAUGAUGACUGCUAAGAUCGGGGAAAGAGACACAAAGGAAGAGCUCACCAAAGCAUUCCAGAUCAUUGAUCUUGACAAAAAUGGGAAGAUAUCUGCUGAUGAUAUUAAACGCAUGGCAAAGGACUUAGGCGAGAACUUCACAGAUGCUGAAAUACGUGAGAUGGUUGAAGAAGCAGACCGUGACCGUGAUGGUGAAGUUAAUAUGGAAGAAUUCUUGAGGAUGAUGAAGAGAACUGCUGCUUAUGAGUACUAA
Messenger RNA from Thlaspi arvense, 534 nucleotides. NCBI's taxonomy places the organism in Eukaryota, Viridiplantae, Streptophyta, Magnoliopsida, Brassicales, Brassicaceae. The record is from the annotation of a GenBank genome assembly.